CCAAGAUGGCCGCCCCCAGGGCAAAAUGAACCCGCUCCGGCCGCCGCCGGGGGGAAUGCGGGCUUAGGGCCGGCCGGGACAUAGCCGGGUCGCUUCUCCGCGAGGGACACUCGUCCGUGCCCGCUCGGCGUGCGGGGCCCUGCCGGGGCUCGUAGCUGGAGAGCGGAGACUCCCUGGGGAGGCGGCAUGUGGGGCGCCCUGCUGCGGAGCGGGGUCCGUGGCACCGGCGGGCUGCGGUCCGUGUCGUCGGGCGGCCCGCCCUGGAGCCAAGUGGUGUCAGAGGCCGAGAAGAUCGUGGGCUACCCGACAUCCUUCAUGAGCCUGCGGUGCCUGCUGAGCGACGAGCUCAGCAACAUCGCCAUGCAGGUCCGCAAGCUGGUGGGCACCAAGCACCCGCUGCUCGACACCGCCCGGGGUUUUGUGUAUGACAGCCGAAACAAUUUACAAAUGCGAGGUUUGGUCAUAUUGCUGAUUUCCAAAGCUGCUGGACCCAGCACGGCAGAGCUCUCUUUCCAGCACAACAUGGUCAGUGGAAUUUAUUCCAGUCAAAGAAGUCUGGCUGAGAUUACGGAGCUGAUCCACACUGCUUUUCUGGUGCAUCGUGGUAUAGUAAACAUUGGUGAGCUCAAGUCCUGUGACGGCCCACUGAAGGAUAUGCAGUUUGGAAAUAAAAUGGCUGUUUUGAGUGGAGAUUUUCUCCUAGCAAAUGCUUGCACGAGCCUUGCGCAGUUGCAGAACACCAAGGUUGUGGAACUCAUUUCAAGUGCUAUUGGUGACUUAGUUCAAGGUAUAUAUUAUGAAAACUCAAAAUCAUCUGAGGAGAACUGUCUUACAGAUGAUAUUGGCAUAUCUCGGUGGAAGGAGCAGGUUUUCCUGUCACAUAGUGCCUUGCUGGCAAAGAGCUGCCAGGCUGCAAUGGAGCUAGCAAAGCACAGCACUGAGAUUCAGGACAUGGCAUUUCAGUAUGGAAAGCAUAUGUCUAUGAGUCAUAAGCUACAUUCAGACCUUCAGCCAUUUGUUAAAGAAAGUUCGAGUGACACAAUGGCCUUCAGUUUGAAUUCUGCUCCUGCAAUCCUUCAUCAGGAAUUCCUUGGAAGGGAGGCAUGGAUUAAGCAGAUUAGAGAGGCACAAGGAAAAGGAAACAUAAUGGACUACAAAAAGCUGCAGGAAGCGAUCAAGGCUGGAAAAGGUGUGACUUCUGCCAUCGACCUCUGCCGCUGCCACGGAAACAGAGCACUGGCAGCCCUGGAGCAUUUCCCUCCCUCCGAGGCCAGGGAUGCCUUGGCCAACAUCGUCUGCGCCGUGACCAGGUUUCCCUGACCUGCUGCUCUGGGGGGAGCGUCUCUCCCUCCACAGGUGGAAGCAGCCUGGCGGAGAGACUGACGAUGCCUCACACCUCUGGUCGUCUCAUCGUCCCAUCCCAACAGAGGAAUGCACGCCAGCUGCUGCCGCCACCAUCACCACCAGCAAAAUUCGGGAGCGGAAAGAAAAAAGGUCACAAAAGGCUUUUGCUUGUCGUGCCAGAAGCGCACUUGAGGCUGCACCAGUAGAAAUAAUUAAUGAGUCCCGUUUUCGUGACCUCAGCAAAUGGACAGGAAAUAAGUUGGUAUUGAUUGGGUACCGGUGGGGACGGCGCCAGGGUGGAGGCCGGUGGUUUUCCUGCCAGAGGGGAGGGAUGGAAGGAGGGAGGGAAGGAAGGGCGUGAAGAUCCAGGUGUCACAAGAAACUCGUUUAAACCUGCCCAGAGAGAGUGAGCUGCCGAAGCCGGGAAUUAACAUACCCGCUUAUCCAAGGAGAAGGGCAGAUUGGAGGAUUAAUGGAGGAAAAUCCUCUCUCUGUCUGUGUGCAGUCAUGUCUCCUCACACUGUUUUUAUGUAUUAAAACAUAAAAUUACCCCGUGCCUAAUGAUUUUUGUAUUUGAGAAACUUGCUGAGAAAAUGUAUCAAGCAUGGUAAGUAGGAGCUUUAAAAUAUUUAAUCAAAUAUUAAUUUGACUCUGUUAAGGGAACUGAUUGCCUGGGGUUUAUACUGUGCCUGUGUAAUAUGUUGCUCUGGAUCAAAGAAUGAGGUUUUCCCAACUCUUCUGAGGGAGGGAAUAUCCCUCUUUCAGAUCCAGAAUUUUUUUUCUACAGUCUUACACAAAAGAAUUUCCUAUGUUUGUGACACUUGUGUUAAUUUAAGCCAAAUAAAUGUUAAUUUGUAAGGCUAGACAUCAUCCUUUGGCAUAAAGAAAGCAGGAAUGCUUCUCUGUGAAUAGUCACCGCACUGAAUAAAAUGCAGAAAAUAUUGGAGAAGUUUUGAA
Manacus vitellinus (golden-collared manakin) is the source of this 2301-nucleotide messenger RNA. RefSeq names its product decaprenyl diphosphate synthase subunit 2 (gene PDSS2). The record is from RefSeq and is a predicted model, not a curated record. NCBI's taxonomy places the organism in Eukaryota, Metazoa, Chordata, Aves, Passeriformes, Pipridae. Gene Ontology annotation, cellular component: mitochondrion; transferase complex. The transcript is spliced from 8 exons. Gene Ontology annotation, molecular function: prenyltransferase activity. Gene Ontology annotation, biological process: ubiquinone biosynthetic process; isoprenoid biosynthetic process. The coding region runs from base 187 to 1320 and encodes 377 amino acids.